AUGCUUAGGCUGGGCUACACCAAACCUGGGUCCUGGGCCAGCUUCUGGGCCAUCCUGACCUUAGUGGGCCUGGUCACUCGUGCAGCCCAGAAAACUGAUGUCGGUGGGGAAUCAACGGGCACCUCCAUCAACCACUCCCAGACGCUGCUCCAGCGCCUGCAGGAGCUGCUGCGGCAGGGCAAUGCCAGCGACGUGGUGCUGCGGGUCCAGGCUGCGGGCACCGACGAGGUCCGAGUCUUCCACGCCCACCGCCUGCUGCUGGGACUGCACAGUGAGCUGUUCCGGGAGCUGUUGAGUAACCAGAGCGAGGUGGUGCUGCAGGAGCCCCGGGACGGUGCUGCUGUCUUUGACAAGUUCAUCAGGUACCUCUACUGCGGCGAACUGAUCGUGCUGCUGGCGCAGGCCAUCCCCCUGCACAGGCUGGCCACCAAGUACGGCGUGUCCUCCCUGCAGCGGGGCGUGGCCGACUACAUGCGCGCGCACCUGGCGGGCGGCGCGGGCCCGGCGGUGGGCUGGUACCACUACGCGGUGAGCACCGGGGACGAGGCCCUGCGCCAGAGCUGCCUGCAGUUCCUGGCCUGGAACCUGUCGGCCGUGGCGGGGAGCGCCGAGUGGGGCGCCGUGAGCCCCGAGCUGCUGGCGCAGCUGCUGCCGCGCUCGGACCUGGUGCUGCAGGACGAGCUGGAGCUGUUCCACGCGCUGGAGGCGUGGCUGGGCCGCGCGCGGCCGCCCCCCGCCGUGGCCGAGCGGGCGCUGCGCUCCAUCCGCUACCCCAUGAUCCCGCCGGCGCAGCUGUUCCAGCUGCAGGCGCGCUCGGCAGCCCUGGCGCGCCACGGCCCGGCGGUGGCCGACCUCCUGCUGCAGGCCUACCAGUUCCACGCCGCCUCGCCGCUGCACUAUGCCAAGUUCUUCGACGUCAACGGCAGCUCCUUCCUGCCCCGCAACUACCUCGCGCCCGCCUGGGGCGCCCCGUGGGUCAUCAACAACCCGGCCCGCGACGAUCGCAGCACCAGCUUCCAGACGCAGCUGGGCCCCAGCGGCCACGACUCGGGCCGCCGGGUCACGUGGAACGUGCUCUUCUCGCCGCGCUGGCUGCCCGUCAGCCUGCGGCCCGUCUACGCGGAUGCCGCGGGCACCGCGCUGCCCCUCGCGCGCCCCGAGGACGGCCGGCCGCGGCUCGUGGUCACGCCGGCCAGCAGCGGCGGCGACGCGGCGGGCGUGAGCUUCCAGAAGACCGUGCUGGUGGGGACGCGCCAGCACGGCCGCCUGCUGGUCCGCCACGCCUACAGCUUUCACCAGAGCAGCGAGGAGGCCGGCGACUUCCUGGCGCACGCCGACCUGCAGCGGCGAAACUCCGAGUACCUGGUGGAGAACUCCCUGCACCUGCACCUUAUCGUGAAGCCCGUCUACCACCCGCUCAUCCGGACCCCCAAGUAGCCAAGCGGGGCCCGGGGCGGGAAGCUCGGCGUCCCUGAGGCCUCUGGAUCGGGAAAUACAGGCCCGGCAGAGAUGGGCCAGAGGGACUAGGAGUGGCAUGGCCAGUGGAGAUGCCCACUCUGGCCCCCUGGGUGGAAUCCAGCUGAGGGGUGGUAGACCAGAUGCCUGGUUUCAGGAGCUGAUUUCACGCUGAC
This is a messenger RNA of Mesoplodon densirostris (Blainville's beaked whale), 1631 nucleotides long. RefSeq names its product BTB domain containing 17 (gene BTBD17). Lineage: Eukaryota; Metazoa; Chordata; Mammalia; Artiodactyla; Ziphiidae. Bases 1 to 1437 code for a protein of 478 amino acids. The transcript has 3 exons. The record is from RefSeq and is a predicted model, not a curated record. Gene Ontology annotation, molecular function: protein binding.